This is a messenger RNA of Aedes albopictus (Asian tiger mosquito), 3583 nucleotides long. RefSeq lists its product as uncharacterized. The coding region runs from base 551 to 2233 and encodes 560 amino acids. Gene Ontology annotation, biological process: DNA integration. The transcript has 2 exons. The record is from RefSeq and is a predicted model, not a curated record. Lineage: Eukaryota; Metazoa; Arthropoda; Insecta; Diptera; Culicidae. Gene Ontology annotation, molecular function: nucleic acid binding.
GCAGAGUUGCGGCUGGGAUGACCCUCUGAGUCCCGAGUUACAGGAGCAAUGGCAGGAGUACAGACGCAAUCUAGCUGGAUUGGAAAACCUAACCGUUCCCCGCUGGGUAGGAACCGGCGGUCAUGCUACUACCAUCGAGCUACAUGGCUUCUGUGAUGCGUCAAACAAGGCGUACGGUGCUUGCUUCUACGUGCGAACCAUCUCCGAAACGGGGGAGGUGUGUGUGAGGUUGCUGACGGCGAAAUCACGAGUCGCCCCACUCGACAACCUGAAAAAAGGGAACAAGCGUCUCUCGACCCCACGGUUGGAGUUAUCGUCUGCGUUGCUGCUAGCCCACCUCUUCGAAAAGGUCGUGAGCAGCCUUGGCAUACGUGCAAGGUGCUUCUUCUGGACGGACUCAACCAUCGUCAAGUGUUGGCUAUCGUCGUCGCCGUCAAGAUGGAAGCAGUUCGUCGCAAAUAGGGUUUCGGAGAUUCAGCACAUAACGAAGGACGGUGUCUGGAAUCACGUUGCUGGACUGCAGAAUCCGGCGGAUAUCAUUUCCCGCGGAAUGGCUCCCGUACAGCUGCAAUACGAAUCGCUCUGGUUCAGUGGGCCGUAUUGGCUGAGGUCGGACGGAUGCAACUGGCCAUCAGCCCCACCGAUCAGCGAAGACGAAUUCGAUCCGGUGGAUCUCGAGGUCAAGACCGUCUCGGCAGCACUUCCAGUCAUCCAACCAAGCGAUAUCUUCAGCCUCCGAUCAUCGUUCAGCGACCUCCAGCGCCUCACUGCCUGGAUAUUACGAUUCCGCUACAAUUCGCAAUCGGCAAACCGAAGUACGCGACGCCAAGGAGCCCUCACGAAACUAGAACUCGAAGAAGCGACGAAGGUGUUGAUUUGCCUCUGUCAGCAAGAAAGCUUUCCGCAGGAGUUGGCAGACCUGACGAGCGGCAGAGAAGUUAGAGAAUCGUCGAAGAUCCUAGCUCUAAACCCGCAACUCGAAGACGGAAUACUGUGCGUCGGCGGCCGGCUUCGUCACGCGUCAAUCACGAACCGCCGCAAGCAUCCGUACAUCCUCGAUCAUCGACAUCCGUUCGCUUACAUCGUCGUCGCGCACUACCAUCGAAAGUUGCUGCAUGGCGGACAACAACUGAUCAUUUCGACCGUCCGAGAACGUUUCUGGCCGACAAGCGUCCGGAAUCUCGUGCGGAAGGUGCUUCACGAGUGCGUGCCCUGUUUUCGAGUCAAACCCAAGAUCCAGGAUCAGCUCAUGGCUGACCUUCCACCGGAAAGAGUCAUUCCUUGUCCACCGUUUCAGCGCGUAGGAGUCGAUUACUGCGGCCCGUUUCAAGUCGCUUACCCGCACCGACGUUCUCGGCCAGUGAAGAUCUUCGUCGCCGUCUACAUCUGCCUCGUUACCAAGGCUGUACACUUGGAGCUAGCGGCAGACUUGUCCGCUCAAGGUUUCAUUGCGACCUUGAAGCGCUUCUCCUCCCGGCGUGGCAAGCCGGAGUUAAUCAUGUGCGACAAUGGCAGAAACUUCGUUGGAGCGAGACGUCAACUAGACGAACUUCGUCGGCUGUUCAUCAACCAGCAAUUCCAGUCAGACGUAGUCAGGGAAGCGAACGAGGAGCAGAUAGAAUUCCGCUUCAUCCCAGCGCGGUCGCCAAACUUCGGCGGACUGUGGGAGUCAGCAGUCAAAUCGUUCAAGCUGCUGUUCAAACGGACGAUCGGCACGCACACGCUCCUGUACGACGAGAUGGCAACGAUUUUGGCCCAGGCGGAAGCAGUUCUGAAUUCGAGACCGCUGACGCCGCUCAGUAAUGACCCGGACGAUUUCGAAGCGUUAACUCCCGGGCAUUUCCUCAUUCAGCGUCCCCUCACGGCCAUUCCGGAACCAGAUCUGGAUGGAAUUCCCGAGAAUCGACUGUCAGCCUUCCAAAAGGCUCAACGGUACACACAGCAGUUGUGGAAAAACUGGUCCAAGCUUUACCUGUCGGACCUCCACAAUCGGACAAAAUGGACUGUACGUCGGAACAACGUUGCAGUAGGGACCAUGGUGGUUCUGAAGGAUGAAGAACGACCGCCUCUGAAAUGGCAGCUCGGCCGGGUGACAGAGGUUCACGCUGGCGAAGACGGGAAUGUGCGGGUUGUAACGGUUAUGACCAAAGACGGCAGCUACAGCAGAGCAGUAUCGAAGAUCUGCGUGCUGCCCAUCCGUGACAAUAUUGUAUCGUCAAACGGGGAGAACUAAGUCUCCUCCACCGGCGGAGGUCGAAUUCAUCGGCCUCCGCAUACCAAUUCCAAUCGAGCCCGUCAAACGUACCCCUGUCAUUCGAGGUCUGUAUAGUUUCGGUGGUGGUUAGAUGUUGCAUGAAAUGAAGUUCGUUCAGCAUGAAUGCUCCAGCGGCGUCCAACGCCAGCGCUCCGGCGCCCUGUUAGUCUCGUACUAUAUUUAGUACCAAAUUUGACUCUUUGAGGUAACCUGCAACCGUAUCUGGUAGAGGACAGAAGUGCACAUUCUGCCCUUGGCGCGCUACAAGUGAUCGUCAUCUAGCUUGGCCAGUGAGAUCGACGUUCGCAGUACGUAGCUUCGUCGAACCAGUAGCAGCUCGUAGGUAAUACUCAGAUAGUCAACGCAGCGAACAGUGAGAGGGAUUCCGAUGCCAGCCGGCGUCCGCGGAGGCCACGAUGGCCUCCGUUCCAGGCAAGUCUUUUUUUCAUUUGAUUAUAAAGGUAAAAAAGCACCCUCUCAUCUGUUCCAGCGAUAGCGAUCUUCAUGCAGCAUCACCACCGAAAUUGAUCAGCCGAGCAGCCGAAGUUCCGAUGGCAAACCGCCAUCCCAGCACGACAGUCCGUCGUCGCAGUUCCACUCAGCAGUUCCGACGGCAGUCCCGUCCCAGCACGACAAUCCGUCGUCGCAGAUCCGCAGUCACUAGUUCCGACGGCAGUCCCGUCCAAGCGCGAUGAAUCCCGUCGCCGAAGAUCACCAAUCAUCAGUUCCGGCGGCACAGUAACGUCCAAGCGCGACUAUCCGUCGCGGCAGUUUGCAGCCCAGUUUGUUCAGUAAAAUGUCGUCCAACACCGCACCACCAACCCAAAUCCAACGAAGCGUUCACCCAGUACGAGAGUGAGAGGGACAUCGGUACCGUCCGGUACCCGCGGAGGCCCGUUGGCCUCCGUUCCAGGGAAGUCUUUUUAUAAUGCGAUUAACAAGAUUAAAAAGCACCCUCUCAUCUCUUCCAGCAUUUGUAUUUUACUGAUCUCCACCAACAAUUGCAAGUUCCGACGGCAUCCGGCCGUCCCAGCGCGACAAUUCGUCGCGACAAUUGCAACAGCCAUCCGUACCAACGGCAUCCCGCUCGAUUCCGUUGUCCAGGGCGACAAUCCGUAGUCGCAUUUCCACCAAUCCAGUGGCAGGUGCAACAAUCCAUCCGUUCCGACGACUUUCCACCGUCAAGGGCGAUAUUCCGUCGUCGCAGUCCAGCCAGCACAUCCCAUGGCCAUCGCCAGCAAUUCGUUAAACGUCCAUUGGGGCAACAAUAGAAGUAGAACCUGGAAGAAAACGUUCAUCAAUCAACUUGUCCAGCAGAAUCAAUCAACU